UUUGUGAAAUGAUAGAUUUAGAUUCAGCAUUGCUUUAGAUAUGUGGUGGUUCAUAUUAUGUAUGUUUGAGGACUGACUACUCUGUUAAGGAUCUUUUUUUUUUUUUUUUUUUGAGUCUACAGAUAGGCCAAGGUGUGAAAAAUACACAUGCUUAUUGGUCUUUCAGUAACAUUCACGAAAAGAAAAGUAAAUACAAUGAUCAGUUCAUAAGGUGUUUUCCAAUUCUGGGAACUCCCCUAAAGGCAGUUCUCUUCUCUUCUGCAUUGAGGAAAUCCAGCGAUAGUUGUCUCCGCACUCAUGAGUGCAUUGUGAACAGGAACUGCUAAUGGGACUCUCAAAAUGAGCAUUCGGGGGCAGGAACAGGUGGAGAAGAAAUACGACCCACUUGAUACCACCCUGAAGUUUGUCAACAGGAAGGACGACCUGGAUCCACUGUUUUCAGAGGAGGAUGACAACAGUCUCAGAGCAGAGAUGUCCUGCGGCCACGCCGUCACUCCUGAUUCUCUGACACAGUGGUGUCGCAGCCAGCUGGAUGAGGGUCACUACAAAUUCAGAUGCCCUGCAGUGUUGGAGGGAACCAAGCAGUGCAACAAACUGUGGUCGUACCAAGAAGUGCGGAGACUGGCGGAUCUGUCUGUGGAGGAAAUGCAGCACUUUGAGGAGACCAUGGCCCGCCUGGCUGCUGCAGAGUACUGUGAAUUUCUGCCAUGCCCUCGGUGCGGAACGAGCGUGGAGAGGAAGGACUUCUCCAACCUGUGUGUAAAGUGCCCCAUAUGUACAGCUGACCAGAACAAGACCUACCAGUUCUGCUGGCAGUGUCAGAAAGAGUGGAAAGGUCCGGCCCCUCGAUUCGACCGCUGUGACAACGAAGGCUGCCUCAACAGAGACCUGCAGCUUCUGCAGACAUGUAAGACCAUCAGCCUGCCCGAGGUGGAGGGGGUCACCGACUGCCCCUCCGUCCGAACCUGUCCUACCUGCGGCAUGAAGGUGGAACAUAGUCGUCAGUACUGCAAAAAUAUCAAGUGCCCUCGCUGCCACGUGGAGUUCUGUUUUGUCUGCCUGAAACUAAAGCGUGAAUGUAGUAAGACCAGCUCCCCGUACAAAAUCUGUCCCAGCGGGGUGGCUCCCAGACAGACGUCUCUCCCUGUGUGGCAGAGAAAAUGAAAAACUUUGGCGUGUCUUUAAACGAUGCACAUUCAACAUUAGCUUUAUAAAGGUAUUGAAGGAACAGGAAAUAAAGAUUCAGUCAUUAUAUCUGCUCACCCACACGCCGAUGGAAAGUCGGGUGAACAGUGCAGAAAGAUAAACUCAUAGAACUGCUGCAUAGAGCUUGACCAGCGUAAUCCAAGUCCAGAAGCCCAGAGAUCCCAGAUCAAUUUGAGCUUGUUCACCCACGUCAGUAGAGUGCCUGCUAAGACUCAGAGACUUGGAUUUUGCUGUAUGGAACUGUAUUGUAUUCUUUUCUUUUCUGUUUUUUUUUUUUUGCCUUUGACAUUUAGAAGUCUGCGUCUACUUCAGUUGGUUAUGAGAAUACUGUACCACUAUUUAGCUGGGAGGCUCCAGAAAUGUUUUGAGGACUUAGUAACGUCACCUGACAUUCAUCAGCAUGACGCUGAGUAGAUGAUGAAUUCACUUUCAUCUGGGGGGGGGAAUGAAUAUAACAUUACCCCCGAGGCUCUUAAAAAAUCUACUGAUAUCAUCAGAAUGUGAGAAGCCUGAAUCUGCUUCCCAAAUUGAUCACGACUAGGAGGAUCCUGGAGAAGUUCUAAGGUUUUUUUUCAAAUACUUUCUAUUACUUUCUAUUACCAUACUUUCUGUUAAGUCAGAUGUCUUGCGGGAAGUUAAUUUAGAUUAAGUAUCUAGUCAGAAUCCUUGUCAUUACUCAUUAAAAUCACAGCUUUAUGUUGAGGGAAAAACUGUCAUUAGGUUCAAAAAAAUUAAUUAAUUAUCAUUAAACAUCUUAUGAUCAUAGUUAAAAGACAAACAAUUUUCCACAGCCUUUGAGCAAGCUGCUGCAUGUGUCUGUACACUUGAUUGGAAAUGUAUAUUUCCGACUAUGUGCUCCCAGGUUUUUGAUGUAAUUCACUGAAUUUAAUUAUGUAAUGCCGUGAAAAUUUAUUGAUCCUCUCAUUUAAAAUGAAACACUGAAAAAUCACACAAAUUAAUACGUACUUUUAUUGUGUCGCAUGAUGGUCAGUCACAUUCAUCUCAUCUGGUUUAACAAGUGGAAGACAAUGGGAAUCAUCGAGUGAAUAAAUAUGACUCAACAAAAUUG
Acanthopagrus latus (yellowfin seabream) is the source of this 2275-nucleotide messenger RNA. RefSeq names its product E3 ubiquitin-protein ligase RNF19B-like. The coding region runs from base 340 to 1164 and encodes 274 amino acids. The transcript is spliced from 5 exons. The record is from RefSeq and is a predicted model, not a curated record. NCBI's taxonomy places the organism in Eukaryota, Metazoa, Chordata, Actinopteri, Spariformes, Sparidae.